This is a messenger RNA of Thrips palmi, 2033 nucleotides long. RefSeq names its product carboxypeptidase N subunit 2-like. Gene Ontology annotation, cellular component: extracellular matrix. Gene Ontology annotation, molecular function: protein binding. Bases 165 to 1727 code for a protein of 520 amino acids. NCBI's taxonomy places the organism in Eukaryota, Metazoa, Arthropoda, Insecta, Thysanoptera, Thripidae. The record is from RefSeq and is a predicted model, not a curated record. The transcript is spliced from 7 exons.
GCCGUCCAGCGGCACAGCGCAGCCGAAGCACAGCCACAGCACCGCGCACGGACGCAGUCACGCCGCAGCACACCUGCGCACCACCUGCCGCUGCAGCUGCGGCCACGCCUGCACCGGCCUGCACCCGGCCGCACCAGCGCAGCUGAUUCCUCGCGCGCCCCACCAUGUGGCGCCGGACCAUCCCCUUCCUGGCCUGCGCCGUGCUCGCCCUGGGCGCGAUGGCGGCUGACCAGGACGCCGUCAAACCCGCCGAGGCCGCCAAGGCCCCCGUCCCGGCCAACGCCUCCAACGCCACCAAGGCUGUGGCCGCGCCCGCCGCUCCGGCCAAAGAGUCCUCCAUCAUCUGCGAGUCCUGCGAGUGCGACUGGGACUUGAAGCUCGUCAACUGCGUCGGGAAGAACCUGAACAACCACUUCCCCAACCCGGAGGACUGGGCGUGCCUCAACUUCCAGCCGCUGGAGAUCCGCUUCGACAGCAACGAGCUCGUGCACGUGCUGCCCUUCACCAGGGCGCUGGACACGGUGGAGACCCUCACCAUGAGCCACAACCACAUCGCCAAGAUCGAGGACGGCGCCUUCAUGAACCUCAGCAACGUGGUGGUCAUCGACCUGAGCCACAACCACCUCACCUCGGAGGAGCUGUCGCCGCACAUCUUCCAGGGCCACUACGCCCCGGAGAACUACGAGCCCCUGGAGAGGCUGCGCGUGCUCAGGCUCAACUCCAACGCCCUGCAUUCGCUGCACCCCGACCUGUUCGAGCACCUGCCGCGCCUCGAGGAGAUCUACCUGGACUCGAACCCGUUCAAGGUCAUCGACCGCAACACGCACAUCGCCCUCACCAGCGCGCCCUACCUCAAGGUGCUCGACCUGUCGCGUACCAUGAUCGGCAAGCUGCCGGAGCACCUCCUGCACACGCCGCGCCACCUGCAGCGGCUGCUCCUGGCCGGCAACGCCUUCCCCAACCCGCCCGAGGGCCUGGCCGACUCGCACGAGCUGCAGUACCUCGACCUGAGCGAGAACCCCUUCACGGUGCUCAGCGCGCUGCCCACCAUGAAGAACCUCACCACGCUCGUCAUCUCGCACUGCCCCAACCUGACUGAGGUGCCGAAGGGGGCGUUUGCCGGGCUGCCCGCCCUCACGCACCUGUACCUGCACGACAACCACCGCCUCAACAACAUCAACGCCUCGGCCCUGGUGGAGCCGCCGGAACCCCCCGCGGAGACGCACGUGUACCCGCCCAUCAGGACGCUGCACCUGCACGACAACGCCCUGGGCUACCUGGAGAGCUCCCUGGUGGCGCGCUGGGACCAGGUCCGGGACAUCCGCCUGGACGGCAACCCCUGGGUGUGCGACUGCGAGAACCAGUGGAUGGUCCAGACCCUGCUGCCCACCCUGGAGCGCACCAACGUCACCUUCAGCGCCGGCCUCAAGUGCGCCCAGCCGAUCGAGAUGCGCGACCGCGCGCUGCACAGCCUGGAGGUGAAGCACUACCACAUGCGCUGCCUGGACCGCCUCGGCAACCAGCCCGAGCGUGACGCCCCGCUGCUGGUGGGCGUGCUCGUCGGCGUGCUGCUGGCCGCCCCCGCCACGCUGGCCCUGGUGCUGCUGUGGCGCCGCUGCCCCGCCCUGGCCGUGCCCGGCAUCUCCAAGCUGACGCGGUCGCGGCGCGGCGGCGAGUACUCCAGCGCCAUCUACAAGGCCGCCGAGACCGAGCCCGACUUCAUCUAGACUUCAUCUAGGACGCCCAACCAGACUGAUUUUAAAAACAAAAAAGUUGCGAAAGUGAUUAGGCGAGUCCUUUGCCCUGGAGCGGCCCUGUGCGAUCCCUCCUCCUGGAGGAGGACGUCAACAAGGGCCAGAACGUCGAGUGUCGGUAUGCGUAAUACAGAUCGAGUGAAUUUCCUACUGUGCCAUGUUCACUGGACUCCAUACUUGUCAAAAUGGAGCAAGGCACAUCGCCGGUGAAAACUGAUGAUUCUUGCAGUGUUUCUAGUCAUAUUUUGUGUAAGAAUAAAUAAAUAAUGGUAUACGAGA